Symsagittifera roscoffensis is the source of this 969-nucleotide messenger RNA. RefSeq lists its product as uncharacterized. Bases 1 to 969 code for a protein of 322 amino acids. The transcript is spliced from 3 exons. The record is from RefSeq and is a predicted model, not a curated record. Lineage: Eukaryota; Metazoa; Xenacoelomorpha; Acoela; Convolutidae. Gene Ontology annotation, molecular function: mRNA binding; metal ion binding.
AUGAACGAGAGAGCGGGAAUGCAAGGGGACUGGAAAGUGGAUGUGAGUGGAAGGGACAGUCGCAGCCGCCCUCCCCCUCAGAAGACGAUGAACCCUUGGGGCUAUGAAGAGACCAAGGAUGAUUUGAGACAGUCUAUUUGGGCCGGUAGAACACCGAAUAAUGCGAACUCGUUUGCGGAUAUGUUGGCCCAUUCACCCGACAACGGACGAAAUUUGCAUCCGCCGACGCCCAUUGCUAGACCGCCUGCCAGCCGCCAAAUAAGCCCUUCGCUGAGUGUCGAUGACGAGUUCUUGUCUCUCGGAUCGUUCGAAGCAUCUGGCUACUACUCGAACCAAUCGAGUCUCUUCGAUUUCAAACAAUUUACGCAGGGGUUGCAACUCAGCGUCAAAACCGGCUCCGACAUCUUCGCUCGUGAACAAUCUUCCUCCUCAUCGGCCGAGAAUUCUGACGAGAACUUCAGUGAGAGAUACUUCUCGCCUUUUACCGACUACUUCUCGGAAAUUUCGAAUUCCCCUGACAGCUCGCUUCCCGUGGAGCCACCCGCAGCUCAAUUUGGACUGGACCUCGGCAGCAAUCCGAGUACUUGCAGCCGAGAAGCUACAAAUGCUGAGAGUUUGAGAUGGUCGGAAGAUUCGGACGAAGGUCGACAAAGCCAGCUUUCGACAAAUACAGGCGAGUAUAUCGUGAACCACAAAAAGUUCAAGACUAAAUUGUGUCGAAGCGUAACUUCUGGGAUCAUUUGUGGCUACGAGGAUCGAUGUCAGUUUGCGCAUAGCAUUGCGGAGCUUCGACCCUCCAAGUAUCCGAUAAAUUAUAAGUCCAUAAAUUGCCGACAAUUUCACACCACUGGGAAAUGUCUUCACGCUGGGAGGUGCACUUUCAUUCACAACUUGAACGAGAUUGAACAACAGAUGAUUCUGGAAUUCAAGCAGCUGAAAGGAUUCGACGAGUUUCUCAUGAACCUGUGA